AUGGAAGGACAGCCAGACGAAAAGCUGAGAAAUGAGAUGGAAGGACAGCCAGAUGAAAAGCUGAGAAAUGAGAUGGAAGGACAGCCAGAUGAAAAGCUGAGAAAUGAGAUGGAAGGACAGCCAGAUGAAAAGCUGAGAAAUGAGAUGGAAGGACAGCCAGAUGAAAAGCUGAGAAAUCAAGAUCGGAUGGAUCAUGAAAGGGAACCUGCAGAGGAUGAGUGGAGGAGUUGGCACAGAGGACAGGUCAGGAACACGCUGCACCUCAUAUCUGCAGCUGCUCAGUGGAUAUUACUGCUUGCCUGCUUGAUUUACCUUGGUAUAGAUUCUCUGCAGCCCUCAAUGUCUCAGAGGGGCAAAGUGCCAUGGACUUACAUCCACUACACAGGUAAAAGCUUCAAAGGAGCAGCUGUGAAUCUCACUGCUGAAGCAGGCUCUAUGCAGAUCAGAAAUGGUUCCAUUGUGAUGCCCUGUGAUGGCCUCUACCUAGUGUCCUUGAAGGGACAUUUGUUUGCCCAGAACUUGCUAAAGCUGACGUUGAAGACAGAUAACAUCCUCUGGGAGCAAACUGUCAACAGAAGCAGUGCAGUAAAUCUCAUCACAGUGCUCUUUUUGUUUCAGCAAGAUAACAUCACCCUGUCAACGAGCUCCGAAGCUAUAAUCAGCCACUUGUCCAUCAGCCUUGUGUUACAAAGCUCUGUAGAUGACGACGUGAAAUGUCAUAUGUAGAGCACAGACUUCCCUACCAAUUCACCUGCACGUGGGUGGCUUGUUUUCACAGGCACAGGCAGACUGCUCUGGCCUCUCCCCUCCCUGUGGCGGUGGAAAGCCUCAGCUGGAGCGCAGGUAAACCACAGUGCAAGAGGGCUUUGUGUGAGUGCACACUGCUUUCCAGAGCUCUGUGCAGCUGUUUUCCUAACUAGGAUGAAUCUUUCUAAUGCUGGGGAAAUUGUGGAGCUGCUGAGAACAAGCAAGAGCCAAAGAAAGUCAUCUAAGCCUAGCUCACAUUCAGAGAAACUCUGGGUUUCUCUGUGUACUUGACGGCAUCUGCAUGUAGGACAAGUGCGCUGCGUAUUUGCUGCAAUAAAAGUCUGGUAAAUCGAGAAGAUAACUCACGUUGUCUCGAAGCCAUUUGGAGGAGGAGAACAGAUGUGUUCAACAGUCCUUUUCCUGACAAGGCAGAAGACAAGGAAGAGGCAGCAAGAUCCAGACAAAUGCUCCCUGAGAGGUAAAGGCCAAAAAGGGAAGGUGAUAUUUUGAAAUGAGCCAAGAGGACUGCACUGGACAGCAGAAAUACAGAUCCUGCAGUAACUAUGAGGUAUUUAGGAGCAGCCUUUAAGAAAGGAGGCCCACUGGCUAUUCCAGCUACCUGCAGACUAUUGAAGCCUGAGCCCAGGGAAUAUCUGAUGAACAUUCACAUCCUGACAGCAGCCCCUGGAGGCAUUCAUUUGGAGGAGACUCUCCUUCAAGCACAUGCGCACAGACUGGCUUGUCCAGAAAAAUGAUCCAGGCACAUAAAACUUUGGGAAAAAACAUGAAGUCUUUGCAUUUGCUGGGUUCUUUCUAAUGGACUAAGUGAAACCUGCAGGUCUGCACGUCCUUGUCCUUUGGGAGGACUCAGAUGGUUCCCAUGAGGCUCACAGACAAGGGACGUACAAGUAUGCACUGCAGACAUCCACAGACACAACCCCCACAAAGUGCUUGUGCAUCCAUGUGGACCCUGCCUGGCUCCUGCCGAAGUUAGACUGUUCCUGCUGCUCCUGGGCUGCACAUCCCUCAAGGGCAAGUCUUACCCUGCCCAUGCUGCAGGCAGCAUGUGGGCUGAGCACAGCCAGCGACUGUUGCAUUUUUAAUUGCAGUGAGACAAGAGCAAGUCGAUUGCCUGGCUUCAAUGACUCCAGCAACAUUUCAGCAUCUGGCUGCUGGCUGUACACUCCAAACUCUCUUCUUAAAAGUAUUUAUAUAUUUAUACCACAGGCAUAAGUAUGUUACUUCAGGUAUCUUGUAAACUCUGGAGGGGUCUGGGCUUUGGAUUGCCAGUGGAGAGCUUCUCUUAGCAGAAGCUCCCAGGGACCCAGAGUGUUCCUGCUACACAGGCACUGUGCUGUCCCCAGAUGAUACACUCCUGUCUGAGCACUCCUUCAAGUUUAGGUGCCGAUGGCAGCUAAGGAAAUCUUCCAGGCCUCGGUGAGCUUUCCCAUAUGCUUUGUAUUGAAUUCUGUUGUAUUUACUCUGUUUUAUGAACUUCUCCACCAAGGUAUAACCCCAGGGAAAACCUCUGUGGCAGAGGGAGUUGUUCAUGCAGGGCCAAGAAGAAGCAUUUUCGCACCUUAGGACUGAGAAGCUGUGGGCUGACUUGCAUCUGCAGAAUGCUCCUCCUCAGUAGCAAGGGAGAGUUCGGGCUUUUUCCUCUGGCCAUUCUGCCCACAACUAGGGCCAAAGACAGCUGCUUCCAAGCUGAGUAUUUGUCACACUCCCUGGCUGAAGUGAGAAUGUGUUUCCUUUCCUAAAAGCUAAUAAAAGUUUCCUUUGGAACCUUUGA
Molecule: messenger RNA, 2539 nt
Organism: Pogoniulus pusillus (Red-fronted tinkerbird)
Lineage: Eukaryota; Metazoa; Chordata; Aves; Piciformes; Lybiidae
Gene: TNFSF4
Product: TNF superfamily member 4
Exons: 3
Coding region: 1-726 (241 amino acids)
Biological process (GO): positive regulation of T cell proliferation; inflammatory response; positive regulation of cytokine production
Molecular function (GO): tumor necrosis factor receptor superfamily binding; cytokine activity
Source: RefSeq, a predicted model, not a curated record